AUGAAGAUAGCUUUAGAAACAAAACAAACCUGGUUAGCAGCUGGUGGAUCUUUGGGUGCAGACGCGAAUCAAUUGAAUUCUCCGCGUGGUGUAACUGUCGACCAAUCUGACAAUGUUUAUGUCGCUGAUAGCCUCAAUCAUCGAAUAGUACGCUGGCUCGUAGGCGCUACAAUAGGUACUGUAAUUGCUGGAGACCGCGUUAAGGGUUCCAAAUCAUAUCAACUCAACACCCCUCGUGAUCUACAAUUCGAUCAAGAUGGGAAUCUUUACGUUGCCGAUACACUUAACCAUCGUGUACAAAAAUUUAUCAUCGACAAAAGUGCAUGUUAA
Molecule: messenger RNA, 330 nt
Organism: Adineta steineri
Lineage: Eukaryota; Metazoa; Rotifera; Eurotatoria; Adinetida; Adinetidae
Source: the annotation of a GenBank genome assembly